Camellia sinensis is the source of this 2311-nucleotide messenger RNA. It is a transcript of the gene CPR5, whose product is annotated as CPR5 protein. NCBI's taxonomy places the organism in Eukaryota, Viridiplantae, Streptophyta, Magnoliopsida, Ericales, Theaceae. The record is from RefSeq and is a predicted model, not a curated record. Gene Ontology annotation, biological process: leaf senescence; defense response; trichome morphogenesis.
AAUCUACUACCGUGGUUGGAGUUGAUUUUGGACCUACUAGUCUCUCUCCCUCUCUCUUUUUCUCUUCAUAAAAAUUAAUCGAUAUUUGAAAUUCGACCCCGUUCCACCCAUUCAAUCUUCCAUGGACGCCCCUCCACCUUCUUCCAAACCCCUCCACUCCCCUACCGUCGCCUCCACUGACGCACCCCCCACCGCCGCCUCCGCCGUCGCCGUCGAUUCCAAUUCAACGGCCGAAAUCCUGCCCCCAUCAAAACCCACCAUCAACGGCGGCAAAUCCAUCACCAUCAAAACCAAGAAGAACCAGAAGAAGAAGAAGAAGCUCUUCAUGGAUGGCUCUGAAGCAACAUCGUCUUCAACCUCGUCGGUUUGUUCUACCUCGCAUUCUAUACAGAGAGGGGUACGCGUUGCAACUAAGCAACGAAACCCUAGAGUCUUGAUCGCUUCGGCUCGGCAAAAGGAAUGCGAUGUCGAGGCCUUGGCUCUCCCUCUCGGAAUGUCGAUUGCUGCUGUUGUUGCUCAGGUCCUGGAAAGAAAGUAUGCUACUAGGGAAACAAUGGCUGUUGAUCACCUUUCUAAGAUCUGCUCUUUGGCUGUCAGAGAAUCUUUAGCCAAUGUAUUUGGGGACAACAAGUUUGAAUUGUUUGUGAGGAACUUUGAGAAAUCAUUCCGGAGCACCUUGAUGACUCUUAGAUUAAUCAAUGAAUCUUCUCAAUACAUUGGAGAACACCCAAGAUAUUCAAACAAAGAAAAUGACUAUUUAGAUGUGAUUCCUCCAAUGUCUCUCAACAAAGAACAUGGUUUCUCUUGCAGUUCUAGCAUAAAAGCUUGUCAUUCAGAAGAAGCUGAGGAGCAUUUUGGCACUCUUGAAGAGAGAGAGCAAAAUAUGCAAAUUGAUUCAAAAACUCAGGAGCUGGUUUUGCAUGGUGGGGGAAUAAACCGACAGUUGUCCUGUGUUUCUUCUUUCACAAAUCGUUCUGUAAUUAACCAGUCUGUGUUUAGCACCCUUGAAAAAUCUGUCAUUGAACAAACUCGUUCUAACGACCUCAAGGCAUUUGAGAUUGGUCUCAUCACGAAAAAAUUACAACUGAAAGAGAAACAGCUUUCUCUUAACUCUGAUUUAAAUUUCUUGGAGAGGUGCAAAUUAUCUAUGGGUAUUUCAAAGGCAUCAUUUAAAGCUGAGAAAUUCAAAAAUGAAUUAGAAGAAACAAGACAUGCUGUGCUGCUUAAAACGUGCAUAGACUGUCUUGUUGCUGGUUUGCUCAUCAUGUUGGCCUCAGUUGCAUAUGGAGCUUAUGUUUAUUCACACAACAGGCUAACUGAAGCUACCGCAUCCUGUACGCCUUCUGAGAGGUCCAAGUCUUGGUGGGGGGUCCCAAACCCCAUGGCAUCUGUCAAUUCAGGACUGCGAAUCCUGUGGUGUCAGGUUCAAGUUGUCAGCCGUAUGCUAUUUGGCAUGUUAAUGAUCUUGGCAAUUGUGUAUUUGCUUCUCCAGCGUUCUGCGAUGUCUACACAGACAAUGCCAAUUACCUUCAUUCUCUUGCUAGUAUUUGCCUGUGGUUUUGCAGGCAAGCUUUGCAUAGACACAAUGGGGGGAAGUGGAUAUCAUUGGCUCUUGUAUUGGGAAGUUCUAUGCUUUUUGCAUUUAUUUUCAAAUGUUUGGACCUCGGCUUUGUUCCUUAUUCUCCAUGGUCCCAUUACCGUGUGUCAAGGGCCAAACAGCAGUACAAUAGUCCCUUAUUGGAUCAGGCGAUUUUUGUUCUAUGCCACCAUGCUUCUGUUUCUACCAUUGCUAUGUGGUCUUGUGCCUUUUGCAAGUCCUGUGGAGUGGAAAGAUCACUUCUCAUCAAGGGUGAUAGAUUUCUUGCAAAGUACCAGUGAUUAAAACUGAAGCCGUGUGGUAAGAAGAGCCUACUGCAUUUUACAUCAAGUCAAAGGUAUUCUCUUCGCUCUCGACUAUUAGUAGUUUUUUUUUUUUUUUUAUCUGUACUACUACUCAGAUGAAUGUAGUGUAUUUGGCAAACACAAGAACACAGGUGUGUUGACGCGGGCGAUUGUUCUAAUUUUAUUUAUCAAGUAAUAUUAUUACCUUCCUCAAUUUGUCUGUUAUUUUGGGGUUUUCUUGUUAAGGGGAAACGAAAUAGAGCUGGGUUCCGAGUUUGUACUUGAUUUGUAUUGUAACAUUAAGUUAUACUAUAAGCUGAAUACAUUGACACAAGUUAUGUAACUUCGCACCUUGUACUUUGCACAUUACUGUUUUUGUUUUAUUUUUAGCAGUGUUGAUUCUGUUGAAAUGACAAUGGUUGUUGAUUCA